This is a messenger RNA of Cutaneotrichosporon oleaginosum, 1363 nucleotides long. RefSeq lists its product as uncharacterized. Gene Ontology annotation, molecular function: oxidoreductase activity, acting on the CH-OH group of donors, NAD or NADP as acceptor. The record is from RefSeq and is a predicted model, not a curated record. NCBI's taxonomy places the organism in Eukaryota, Fungi, Basidiomycota, Tremellomycetes, Trichosporonales, Trichosporonaceae.
CCACUAGAUCCACUCGCAUCUUCAUCCUCGUACAUCUACUCUUCGCUCCUCUCCACGCCUCACGCAAUGGAAGAUAACACGCCUGACCGGGAGGACGCGGGCCGCGCAAACUCUGGCUCAGCGGAUGUUGGCCCAGUUCAGGUUCCACCACUUUGGCGCAUCUUCACCGUGGACGAUGCGGUCUGGCUAAUGUGGAUUGUACUCCUGGGCAUACCAGCCGUCAGCUUUGGCAUGCUCUCUCUUGGCUACUACCAUCCUUUGUUCUUCAAGCUCAUCGGGCCAUGUCUGACGCUGGCCGCUGCCCUCGGUUGGGCGGUGUACCUCUCUCCCGCAUCGAAAGUGGAUCUCAGCGAGGAGAUCGUGCUUGUCACGGGCGGCGCAACAGGCCUUGGGCUUGAGCUUGCAAGGAAGGUGUUCAAGCGAGGUGCGACCGUUGUCGUGCUCUGUCACCACGAGCCAGCGGAGAAAGAGCUCGGCGUCAAGUACUACGUGUGCGACGUUUCGGACCGCGCGACUGUUGCCCGUGUGGCGAAGGUGGUGCGCGAAGAGGUUGGACACCCCUCUAUCGUCGUGAACAAUGCUGGCGUUGUAAACGGCAAGUUGCUUCUCGACCUGUCCGAACAGGAGAUAAAGAACUCCUUCGGCGUCAAUACCAUGGCCGCGUUCUGGAUCACCCAGGAGUUCCUUCCUCCCAUGCUACGUGCACGACGCGGCCACAUUGUCAACAUUUCUAGCGUUCUAGGCCUCAUUGGUGUGGCGCAAUGCGCCGACUACUGCGCGUCAAAGGCCGCCACAGUCGCGUUCCACCAGUGCCUUCGCAAUGAGAUUGACUAUCGCUACGAUGCGUCUGAGGUCCGGACAACACUCGUUCUCCCCGGCCAUAUCUUGACUGGCAUGUUCACCAAGACCAUUCUUCCUAAGUCCUUCUUCCUCCGAUUGCUUGUGCCAUCCUUGACGCCACCAGAGGUGGCGGACGCGAUCGUUGGCGCUCUGGGCGGGGGACGAGCCAACACGGUCCUUCGUCUGCCCUUCUUUACUCAAUCCGCACGGUUGCUCAAUCCCGCAUCGGCCCUGCUGCCUGACAUUGUGCUGAGACUGAGUCAUUGGGUCUCUGGAGCGGACUGGGCUAUGACCCACUAUGGUCCUCGGCCGGACGCAGGUCAGCGCCUAGACGCUGAGCGUCAGGCUAAGAGGCAAGCAGAUCUCCAGAGGAAAGCGGCGUCCGACGCCGAGUUGGAAGCGGAAGAGAACCUGUAAAGAAUAUUCUAGACGUCAGCCACUAUGUAAAACAGGAGCGGCCUUGCACAGGCUGCUCUUCACGCAUACAGUUUCCCCCGGGCAUGCAAUACUGCACAUGUUUAUC